AUCGGGGCGACCCAUCCGAAGAACGACGGCUGCUGCUCCCCACUUUUGCUGAAAGGUUUUUCCCCUCGCCCCGAAUUUUCCAUAUUGAAAUUAAAUUAACCUGUUGCCCGCCCUGAGCUUCUGAUAUAUGGCGAGAUAUAUAGUGCUUUAUAGACAUCUCCCGUUCAGUUUUAAUAUGAAAAGGAACCUGCAGUUUAAACUUCCGCAGCAGCUGCGUGGUGAUAGGAAGAAGGGGCACUUUCUCUUCCCUUUUUACAGCUGGGAAACUGAGGCUGAGAGUGACUUGUCCGCGGGGUAUCAUGUCGAAUAGCAUUGGGGUGAUCCCUCUUCCUUAAGUCUUCAUUAAGAGGGCGUCUUUGUUAAGGACUUGAACUUAUAAUGACAACAUCCCAUUCCCAAGUGCUGUGGUGCUUUAAAAUCUUAUACUGUAUAGACUUGGGUUGCAAUCCUGGACACACUUAACCUGGGAACAAGCCCUAUUGAACUCAGUGGGGCUCACUUCUGUGUAAGGCUAAUUCCUUUUACCCAGAGUGCCACAGCCCCAUUCCAGCGACAUUAUUUUCAGAUAAUUUACCUUUGGAGAUAAUGAGGUUCCUGACCUUAAGUUAACCAGGCUGUAAUUCUGUGCACCUUAUAUCUGGGUGUAUUGAGCUCAGUGGGGCUUGCUUCUAAGCAGAUGUGCAUGGGGUUGCAGCUUCCAGUGGCUUUUAAUUGGUAAAUGUGAAUCUGGAUUCUGGAAACUGUCUUGGCCAGAAGGCAAACUUGCAUUACAAAUGCCUCUUCAGUCUUUUGCAUUGACAGCCCAUCAGAUAUUCACAGUGCUACUGGUAGUACAAGGGGAUCUCAGCUGUGAUUUCAUUCAUCCCUGCAGGAAAUGAAUGUGAGUGUGUUUGGGAAGUCCCCAUUCAAAGCUCCCUUCUGGCAGUAAGCCUCUGGCAGGCAGCCUCAGACCCUCCCAUCACAGCUAUGGGAAUAAUAAGGCUGAUCUGCCUUAUAGCAUUGUUGUAAGGAAUGGUAUGCAUGAAGAGUUUUGGAUACUCUUGUCUAGAGAAAGUACUGCUAAGUACUGUUAAAUUUGUUUGGGGUCAGUGUUCAAAGCUUUUAUACAAACCCUGCACAAAUAGUCCCUAGUAAAUCAGUAUGUAUGUACCUGUAAAAUGGAGUGUGUUUGUCUAUAUAAAAUAGUUUUUUUUAAAAAAAGAGAUCAGUUAUUGCAUUUUUAAAUGCAAAAAAAAGGUAUUUGGCAGCUGAAUGAGUCUCCAUCCCAUUGCAAAAAAAGGGAAACACUUUCAAUAUAUCUGAGGCUAGUGAACAUAGAAAGUAUUUGUGAUUUUAAAAGUAGCAGCUGCUCAGGUUGUGUUAUUGAGAUAGGUCUUUAUCCAUGCAGGUUAUUGUGUCAGGACAUUUUCCUGCAGCUCCUGUACCCAAAUCCCUUUGUCUUAACGCCUUGGCUUAAACCAUUGAAACUUAUCUUAGAAGUGCAAUGCCUUGGGUGUUAUUCAGUGCUAGUCCUACUCAGAGUAGAUCCACUGAAAGGAUGAAGCCUAAGUUAGCAAUUACGGUGCUGGAGGAAACUCUUGAGAGUCCCAUGGACUGCAAGAAGAUCAAACCUAUCCAUUCUGAAGGAAAUCAGCCCUGAGUGCUCACUGGAAGGACAGAUCCUGAAGCUGAGGCUCCAAAACUUUGGCCACCUCAUGAGAAGAGAAGACUCCCUGGAAAAGACCCUGAUGUUGGGAAAGAUGGAGGGCACAAGGGGACGACAGAGGACGAGAUGGUUGGACAGUGUUCUCUAAGCUACGAACAUGAGUUUGACCAAACUGCGGGAGGCAGUGGAAGACAGGAGUGCCUGGCGUGCUCUGGUGGUCCAUGGGGUCACGAAGAGUCGGACUAAACGACUUAAAGAUGACGACAACAAGAACAAGUUAGCAAUGUCCAUAGAUGUCAGUGGGUCAACCCAGAGUAGGAGUAGUGUUUCCCAAUUGCCCAUUGCUACAUCAAACAUGCCAGUGGAUCAUUAUACUGUCAGUUUGGUACCAUUUGCUGAACGGUUGGAGCCAGGUUAAAUGAGUUUAACUUGAAAUCAGUGGGAUACAUUAGUUAUGGCUUAACUUAGCUCCCACUGAAAUCAACAGGCCUCAAAGUACAUGCAGCUAACUUAAGUCUUGAUCCGACCCUAUGAGCUUGGUGAUGAUGCCAUUGACAUAUGCUAAUAUUGUAAGCAAAAAGGAACGUUUUCCUGCCCUGAGGAGGCUGCGGUAUUUCAAUAGUGGGAGAGAUGACAGGUGAGAACUAAAGGGUUAAGCUAGAGGUUUUGUGGGAAAGGAAGGAAGGCCUGGAGGAAGAAAGAGAAUGUUUGGAAUAAAACUCCCAUCAGCCCCUGCAAACAUGGUCAACCAUUGUCAGGAAUUUUGGGAGCUGUGUUUCAUAACAGUGUGGUAUAGCGGUUAGUGUGCUGGACCUUUGGCCAGUCACUGCCUCUCAGCCUAACUUACCUCAGAGGGCUGUUGUGAAGAUAAAAUAGAGAGCAGGAAAAACCAUUUAUACCACCAUGAGCUCCUUUGGAGGUGGGAUAUAAACGUGACGAUUAUAAUAACAACAGUAACAUAUUCUGGCCAUUCCUGACUUUGGUGUUUUGAAAGAAGAUGCCAAUAUUGGGUUAAAUUCAAACAUGCUUAUACUUAGAGAAGACCCCUUGAAGUCAGUGGGGUUUCAGUUAGCCAUCACUAAAACCAACCCGUUGUUUGUAUGUUAACACUUUGGAUGGAGAAUAGCAAGCAAAAGAAAUGCGAUUCGCGCUUGUUGUUGAGCACGAAAAAAAGUAGUAUGCAGAAGUUGCCAUAGUUCCUUUUUCUACUUUUCAUUGUUACUGGCUGGGCUCUCCCGGCGUGCGAGAUGUUGCAUCAUCUCAAGCGAAGGGGCAGCCGUGAGCAGAAGCAGUGGUUCUCCUGAGUGAACACGAAAGUGAAAGGGAGCCUUCUUGAUUUCAUUGGGUCACCCUGAGGAAAUUUCACCCGGGAUUUCUCUACUCCCUCUCAAUGGCGUCUAGGCUUGGUGCCUCUGCCCUUUGAGGAGAGCUCAGUGAUAGGACACACGCUUUGUGUGCAGAAGGUCCCUGGGAUCUCCGCUUAAAAGGAGCUCGGAGCUGGGAAAGAGGCCCCUGUCAGGAGGAGCCAAAGCGAAGUUCACCCUUCAGAUGUUGCUGGACUACAACUCCCAUCAUCCCUGAGCAUUGGGACUGAUAGUUCUUGUAGUCCAUCAAUACUAUAUUGGCUCUCCAAGUUUGGGGGUUUUGAGAGCUGCGAGGGGCAGUGCUAGGCAAGGUGGGCCAACAUCUUCCGCCUUCAUUCACAUGCUCAGCUUGGAAACAUGAUUGGCAUCCCCUGAAAGCCACUGCCUUUGCCUUUGGGGUGGAGAGGGUGAAAAUAUGCUGCCAACCGCAGUUCCCAAUGUCAUGUCUGUCUGGAUGCUCCCGACCUGACUCACCUGCAGUCUGUUUUGUUUACCUGAUAGCAGCACGUUGCAUGAAUCAGAUUUGUGGAGAGAAAUGUAGUAAGCGGGGGAAAGGGAACAGGCCCGCCUCAAAACUAGGUCAUGUUGCUGCCCAAUGGGGACACAGGCAAGUGUCCUUGUCCCAGAUAAAGGAAUGCUUGCUUACGCCUCCUCUUAAUAGCUUUGCUGGUCAGCUCUUAAUAGCUUUGCUGGUCAGCUACUCCGAGGCAGAGUUAUCUGGAAUGCCACCUUAGUGGAACCUGCAACGUUUCCAACCCAUCAGGUGGGGAGCAAUCCCAGUGUAGCACUUGGGCAAGGUCUUCUUAGCCAAUCCCAACAAGUGGCUUCCCCAAGCUAGUGUCCUUCCAGGGGACUUAGCACUUUGUCUGUACUUUGUUGUGCAAGAGGCCCAAAGGGUCAGCUGUGCUGCAGGUUGCCUGGAAUAAUCUCUCCGGCCUCCUCCCUAUGUCCUGGCAAAGCUCCUUUCCUGGAAAAUGUGCCACGCGCAUACUCAGAAAGGUUGCCUUGUGAAUUUCUUUAGUGGUGUUGCUUCAGAAUCUGUGUGGGACCAUCAUCACUGCUAGGAAUGGGAAACAACAGCCACAGGCCUUUCCCCACCGAGAAAAUUUAAAAUGCAGUCCUGAUACAGCCUAGAUAGAAAGCAAAAGUGACUUGAAAGGGUAUGUACACUGGAAGGUGGGAGAAUCAGGAGCUCCCCAGAUGUUGCUAGACUUCAAUUCCCAUCAUCCCUGACCAUUUGCUGUGCUAGCCGGGGCUGAUGGGAGUUGGAGUCCAGCAACACCUGGAUGGUCACGGGUUCCCUACCCUUGUGCGACUUUGUUGCCUUAAACUGCUUUACCUAGUCAUUCCCUUUCCUCUGGGAAUUCUGGGAGUUGUAGUUUUGUGCAUUCAGGUAGGUAGCCGUGUUGGUCUGACGCAGUCGAAAUUAAAAAUUAAAAAAUAGUUCAGUAGCACCUUAGAGACCAACUAAAUUUGAUCUAGGUAUAAGAUUUCAUGUGCAUCUGAAGAAGUGUGCAUGCACAUGAAAGCUUAUACCUAGAACAAACUUAGUUGGUCUCUGAGGUGCUACUGGACUAUUUUUUAAUUUUUUAUUACUUUGGUGCAGUGAGGCUAAGUAGCUCAGGAACCACAGGCGUGUAUGUGUGUGUUCAAAGAGUCCAUUAAUUAUCACCCUAUGAAGAUAAAGGGAAACGGUGUUUGGGAUAUUUAGGGGUUCUUUCUUGAAGACAGGGUGGAGUAUCUAAUUCACUCAAAGGUGAUGGCUGUUUUAGGUCACCUUUUGAUGAGAGGGGCGUGGUCCACCAUGCCAGGUUUCACUGCCUGUGUCACCACAGGUUGUUGAUCUGAAAUUGCCGAAUCUGCAAUGCAGAGUAUUCCAGAUCUUCCAGAGCUGGUUUAAUGCGUGAAUAGAACAAAGGGGCAAAUUCAUGCAACUUUCGUAUCCACUGUUAUAUGAUUCAUUGUAUUGUUGUUUUAGGCAAUCCAGGCAUAAUAGUAUAUGCCAAUAAAAUUUUUGGCAAGCCCCAAAACUCACGUUUCCCAGAGUUGUGUGGGCAUGUGAUUCUGAUAAAGGUCGAACUCUUCUUGUGAUGUUGUUCUACCUGAACACUGUGCUCUGCAUAAUCGGCUGGGGGUUUUUUUGGGGGGGGAAUCAUUUGGGUGGCUCCAUCCUAAGUACUGUUUGCAGUGCUAGAACCUUCUCUAUGGAUGGAGAUGUGUAGGGAACCUUUAUGCCAGGCAUCCCCAAACUUUGGCCCUCCAGAUGUUUUGGACUACAAUUCCCAUCAUCCCUGACCACUGGUCCUCUUAGCUAGGGAUCAUGGGAGUUGUAGGCCAAAACAUCUGGAGGGCCGCAGUUUGGGGAUGCCUGCUUUAUGCUAACACUGAUUGUGGGAACCUGUGUCAGGAGCGUAUGUUAGUCAAGCGCUUGAGUUGCUGUUUUGCACUGCUGAAGAUCAGGGGUAUGCAGUGUGGUGCCCUCCAGAUAUUGUGGACUACAGUUCCCAUCAUUGCUGAUGGUUGGCUACAUUUGUUGGGGCCGAUGGAAGUUGUAGUCCAAUUGCCGCACAAAGUCUGCAGCAAUUGUAGAUCUCUUGGCUAUAAGGAAGAGUGUCAAAUGGUCAGAUGUAUCAUUUUGUGAGAGUUUCUUUCGGAAUUGAGGGAUUUCUGAGCUUUUUCUGCUUGUUAGGAAUACAUAUUUUUUUUCUUUUUCAGAGGACAGGGCAUAUAUGCCCUAAAUACUAUAGUGCUGAAGGUUUUGUAUUAAAAAGGCCAACUUGAUGAAUGCACUUGAAGUCAGCUAGGGCGUCAAAUGCGGGGCAGGUAAAAACCUGGCUCUGCUGAAAGGGGGUUUGCAAGCCCCACCAACCUGGUGACCAGCAAAGUGUUGCCUAAGAGAUACCGCUUUGAAAGAAAGUCAGCUGACUGUCGGGUCUUCAGAAGCCCCUUUCAGCGCCCUGCUUUGCACAGUGCUUUGGAAGGGCAAAAAAGGACAGCUGAUGUCAUUGUGAUGUCAGGUGAUUGGCAGGUGGGUGGCUGCUGGUUCACCUGUUAAACCUUGACGGGUGGGGGAGAUAACAAUCUGGCCUGCUGGCCAGAUGCUUUUCCCCUCCCAUGCUGCGCUAGAGAUUUAGUCUGCCAGUGUGAAACUUCGCUCCCAGGACCAGUGAUCCAAAGUGAAAAACCCCGGGCUUCCCAUCCUUGGAAUAGUGGGUGGAAGCAACUGCUGGGGACAGGGGUAAAGGGAGGCAUCUAUUUACUGAAUUGGAAAGCAUUGCUGUGGAAGAAUCCCCUGUGCAGGAGCUCAAUCUGCUUUCCUAUACCAUCAUGGAAACAAUUAUAUCCUUUUAAAAGAACAUCGAUAAGCCUCACAGUACAGCCAUUUGAGUGUAGGCAGCAGGAAACUUAGGAGAUGUUGGCCCUGGCAAUCUAAAAAGAGCAACAACAUUAAGAUAAGAUAGGGGCACUUCUGGCUGUUUCUGGUAAAAAGAUGAAACUAUCCUAUCUCCUGGUCUGUUUCAAAAUAAUAUAAGAUGGAACAAAUCACACUUUUCAGCUAGUGAGUGGCUCUCCCAUUCCCCAUUUCAUAUUAUGUUCAGUCCUUCCUCUUCUCCUUUCCUUUAAUUUCAUACUGGAGGAUUGCAAUCCUCAGAUGGCCCUGAUCCUUUUUUCAAAGGUGCUGCAAGGUCCGCAGCCACCUGACCUGGUCCUUUGACAUAGAUCCCAAUGGGUUUGUUUUCCACGUACCUUGUUUGAAAACAUUUGCCAGAAGGCUUCUACAGCUAUGUUCUGAGAAGGAUGAAGAUAAGGAUCUUGGCCAAGGAAGAUAACUAGGCUGCAGCAGAUCAGGUGUCACCUGUCCAACCUUGGGAGGAGUUAAUUGAUCUCUCUCUCUCUCUCUCUUCUCUCUGUGUCACUGUCCGGUUCUUCCUUCUUGUCAUAUGUAGACACUAGCGGCUUGUGUUCAGCAAGCCGGGUGAGUCAAGAGGCACUUGUCUUCAUUUAGAAGAAAGGUAGGCAUAUUUCUUGCAUUGUAUUUGAUGGGUAGAAAGGGUGAAAUUUAGAUCGCUUUCAAAGAAUGGUCCAUCUCCAGUCUUGUCUGAAAGUCUGAGGUGGUCCGAUCAUCUUAAAAGCAUGAGAAAAUAUAGCAAACCUACUGGGUCAGGCCAGUGGCCCGUUAAGUCCAGCUGCAUCCUGUUCUCACAAUUGCUACUAGGUGGUCAGAGAAAGCAAGGCUUCUGAAUACCAUUUGCUGGAAACCACAGGAGGGGAGAGGGCUUUGAUGUUUGAGUCCUGCUUGAGAGUUUCCACAGGUAUCUGGUUGGUCACGGCGAGAACAGGAUUCUGGACUAGAUGGGCGAUUGGCCUGAUCCAGCAGACUCAUCUUACAUUCUUAUGUUCAUGGCUAAUCAGAAGCCUGUGGGAAGCCUGCAAGCUGGACAUGGGUGCAACUGUACUCUGCUAACCUGUGAUCUGCAGCAGCUGGUAUUCAGAGCCACAGUGCAUCUUACAUGGGAGGUAGAACAUAGUCAUUGGGCAAUAUAUUGAUAUAUGGUCCAAAACCGGUUUGAAGUCCAUAUCGUGAUAACAGUUUCAUCGUUUUUGACUUGGCAAUAUAUUGCAAAUUAUGAUGUGUGUUAGGACUGUGCCAUCUAUCGUCCAAAACCGAUAGAAAGUCCAUAUCAUGAUAUUGGUUUCAUAAUUUUUGGCUGGGCAGUGUAUUGCAAUCAUGACGUGUGUGUGUGUGUGUCUGUGUGUGUGUGUGUGUUAUGCAAAAAUCACAAUGUGGGACAAAUCGUGAAGCCCGACAGUGUCUCUACAUAGCUCCAUCCUUAUGGUGAUAUAUCAGUAUAUCACGAUGUUUGGCUGGUGCUAUACUGCAGCAAAGUUGCAAAUCAGAUAUCACUCAGCCCUCAUUGUGGCUAGUAGCUGUUAACAACCUAUUCUUCCACAAAACUUAGCAUGUGUCAUCUUUCAGACAGGAAACCCCCUCUUUUUUUUCUCAGGACUUCUCUGUUUCUUCCUAUGAGUUCAGGGCCAAAUCAUCUCAUGAGAAUGAGGCUCUUCUCCAGUGGUGUGUGCUGUUCCUUAGAAGUUCUGUGUUGCCUAAACAAAAAUAAAGGGGAUACGUUCCUCUUUGCCUCUGUGCAAAAGGUGCUAAAACGUAGUCUGGCUUGACUUGUGCUUUUUAAUAAAAACACCGGAGGAUAAAUAUGCUUCCGAAGCCAAAAAAUUGCUCAAGUCCCAGUUUCCUUCUUACCAAUGUCUAUGGCGAUAUGUUAUGUGUUGGGGAAUUUCCAGUCACCUGAUGGUCUAAAAUAAUGCAAUCCUUGUUUUUCCAGGUUUUUAAGGAGUGUGUUGUGAAUAGGAAGGUUCCUUCUGAUUGUGGACUGGAAAGUGCUUUUAGUUGGCAUGUCAGUUUUGGAUUCCUGUAGAAUAAGGGGAAGAGGGAAAACCGUGAUGGAGUAUAUGAGCACCGACAGUGACCAUAAGCAGGAGAUUGAUUUAUUGCUAACAGACUUAAAUAUGUCUGAAGUGAUCGACAUCAUGGAGGACCUUUACCCAAAUGGAGACCUUGCCGUUUACGAUGACAGCCUCCUUGCCCUGUGUCCGGAGACAAACAAGAAUGAGGAGCGUGCUGAAUCCUUGCUGUUCAGCGGAAGGGAAGUUUCGGCGUUGUCGUCCGUCAAGUACGGGACCGUGGAAGACUUGCUGGCUUUUGCAAACCAAGUAUCCAACACUGCCAAGCAGUUUUGCCGGCCCAGGAGACAAGAGUCUGGAAUCAUAUUAAAUAUGAUCAGUCCGAAAAAUGGACGCUAUCAAAUUGACUCCGAUGUGCUCCUGUUUCCAUGGAAGCUAACCUAUAGAAAUAUCGGGACUGACUUCAUUCCACGGGGAGCUUUCGGGAAAGUCUACUUGGCACAAGAUACAGAAACCAAAAAGCGCAUGGCUUGCAAACUGGUCCCAGUGGAACAGUUCAAGCCAUCGGACGUUGAGAUCCAGGCCUGCUUCCGCCAUGAGAAUAUUGCUGAACUUUAUGGAGCCAUCUUGUGGGACGAGACAAUCCACCUCUUCAUGGAGGCAGGAGAAGGAGGCUCUGUCCUGGAGAAGGUGGAAAGCUGUGGGCCUCUAAGAGAAUUCGAGAUCAUUUGGGUGACGAAGCAUAUCCUCAAGGGACUUGAGUUUCUUCACUCGAAGAGAGUUAUACACCAAGAUAUAAAACCCAGCAACAUUGUUUUCAUGUCAACCAAAGCAGUUCUGGUGGACUUCGGUCUGAGCGUUCAAAUGACGGAAGAUGUUUUCUAUCCCAAAGACCUCCGAGGAACAGAGAUUUACAUGAGCCCAGAAGUGAUCCUUUGCCGAGGCCACACUACAAAAGCCGACAUCUAUAGCCUGGGAGCAACCAUCAUCCACAUGCAGACUGGCAUCCCGCCAUGGGUGAAUCGCUAUCCCCGUGCGGCAUACCCCUCCUACCUCUACAUAAUCCACAAGCAAGCACCACCUCUGGAAGACAUUGCUGAGGACUGCAGUGCUGGCAUGAGAAGGUUGCUGGAAGCUUCUCUGGAAAGGAACCCAAACCAAAGACCCUCUGCCACAGAGCUGCUUAAGCACGAGGCCCUGCACCCCCCUCCGGAGGAACAGCCUCGGUGUCAGAGCCUGGACUCGGCACUCUUCGAAAGGAAAAGGCUGCUGACCAGGAAGGAGCUGGAGCUGCCAGAAAACAUUGCUGAUUCUUCAAGUCUUGGGAUUACAGAGGAAUCGGAACUGCUAAAGAGGCAGCGAUCGUUGUACAUAGACAUUGGAGCAUUAGCUGGCUACUUUAACAUUGUCCGGGGAACAACAACGCUAGACUACGAAUAAAUCUGAGGAUCUCUUGUGCUGGACAGAAGGAGAUAAUGCCUCUUAUAGAACUAACUGCUUUUGAAGAAGAGUGCAAUCAGUUUUAUCACUGGAAGGAUUUUCUAAAGCUAACCCUUUUGGGAAUUCUGACCAAUAUAUAAUGAUCACCACUGUCUUUACAUUCUGGAUGAAAGCAAACGUCAACAGAUUACUUGUUUUGUUGGCAUAUGGUGUGUGUUUUGCGUGCACACAUCAUUUGUGAUUUGAAUAAUGUUCAGUGUGUAAAAAUAUUUGUGUGUGUGUGUGUGUGUGUGUGUGUGUGUGUAUUUGUAUAUAUAUUGUAGAAUUCUAUUAUAUCACACACACACACACACACACACACACACACACACACACACGUAAUGUGCAUUAAAAAAGAAAGAAAGACGGACCUGACUGGGUCUGAAUAGUUAAGCUAAGCUUCAUUCAGACCCCCAUUAAGACUCCUUGACCGCUUCCACCUAAGAACUGUCAAAGUGCACAUUGGAUCGGAUCUACGGCUGUUUCUAAACAGUGCUUGCUUCCAACAGUGGCUUUUUGUAGCGUUGCCUUGGCUAGGAUGCCUCCUCUUUGCAAAUCCUUGGCUCACAGCAUGGGGCUGGCUUCCCCAAGAAGGCCUGGGGCAUUGCUAGUUGGGGUGCCUGCCCUUUUCUGUCCCCUCUCCCCUUGCUGAUCUUUGCUUGCAUCCAGCGGCAGCUCAGUUGACCCACAAACCAGCAUGGCAUGAGCAUCUUUGCUCAUCUCCACCCAACCGCCCACUUGUUUUGCUGAUGGCUUGUUUUGGAUGCCAAGGAAGGGAAACUCCCCAUCUUCCUCUCCCUGCCCUUCUUUUGCUUCCCUUGGGUUCUUUGACACAUUUCCCAAGCUCUCUCCAUGGCGCUUAUUUGACCUCCCCGCUUUUCAGACUGAGAGUUUGCCAACUUGGGCAAGUCAGUGGUUUUGUUGCCCCAAGUCUAUGCAGGGGAUAAGUCAGGUGCUUCCCCUCCACCUCCAAGCUAAGUUGAAACACUGACACCAGAGUUUUGAGAACCCUGCUAUAUAGGCCAAGGGUGUUGUGGCAGAUCCGGAAUAAGCUUGUAGAAAUAAAUGGGAGCUGUAAACCAUAGCUGCCAAGUUAUCCCUUUUUAAAGGGAUUUUCCCUUAUGCUGAAUAGGCUUCCUCGCGAGAAAAGGGAAAACUUGGCAGCUAUGCUGUAAACAUAAGUAAUGACUAAAUUGUCCCAUUGAGUUCAACAGGGACUGAAGCUGCAAUCCUUACUCCACUUGCCUGGGAGCAAACCCCAAACUGGACUUAUUUUGAAUAGACAUGAUUAGCAUUAUGCUGUAAAUUCAGCUAACUUAACAGUGCAGCACUGCCCGUUCUUACUCAGAAGUAAACCCCAUUGAAUUCAAUAGGCUCUCAGGAAAGUGGAGUUAGGAUUGUGGCAUGAUUCAGGAUUUAGCCCAUUGAUAAGAAAUAGCUGGACUCCUGUGGCUUGAAGACAGACUCUUAGAAUUGAAAACCAGCAAAGAAAGCAAAUUGUAGCGACAGGCAUGUCUCCUGCUUGCACGUAGUAGGGUGGUGUUCAGAAAGCACUAGCACCCUUGCCUUUUGACUGACAGUGCAAUGCUGGGCAUGUCUACUCAGAGGUGAACCCAAUAAUGCUUGCUCUGCAUCAUAUUGCAGCCUGAGUUAGCCGCAUCAGGUGCAGUUUCCCAGAAAGUUCUUUUGCAUGAAUGGGAGCUGUGCAAAAAGCACGGAAUGAGUUCUGGCUUGCAAACUUCUGCAAAGAAUAGAGCAGCUGUGCACACGAGCCAUUUGAUGUAUAAUGUUGGUGAACAAUAUUGCACUGUGUUUGGAAUCUUUGCCAGUUCAGAUGGUGGUUCAAUUUGUGGCUGCAAGACUUCAUGUUGGUUAAAAUAAACAUGUGUUUGGAUGCCAUGAAUGAUACAUUAUUUUAUGUUCCUAUGGAAAAAGACUUCCUUUUCUCUUGAAGAUGUUGAAUACAUUUAAAUGUGAUGUUUUAGAGGGCAGUAAAGCUGUUUCAAGAACAUAGUUUGGUACAUCCCAUGGGAUGAAUUUGUAAACUUUUAUAAAACUGUUGUGUACUAAGGAUUAGUUUCGUUUUUAACCACCUGUUUCCCUUUUUUAAUGGCAUACUAUGUAUGUUGUAAACAGAACUAGUUAUAAAACAACAUAUCUGUUUCAAAGUUUAUAUUUAAGGCUCUUUGUAUACAAAAUAUAUUUGUAUUAAUUUCUUCCACUCCUGAUUCCAAUAGGACUGGAUUAAAGAUUUGAAGGAAUAAAUCCAUGUGUUCCUGUGUGCAUUUAUUUUGUCAUUUCUUAGUAUGUGUACCCAUUUCUUAGCCUGUGUAAAAACAGUUGCAUUCCUGUAGAUAUUUUGCUCCAUCACCCUUUUUGUGGUCAGUUACUCUUGCCAAUUGCAAAGCAACUGGGAGGACCAUCAAUAAAGGAAAUCUGCACACCUUUUCUGGUGGGCAGUGUUGUGGCUGGGCAUCCGGGCCCCUGCAGUGAUCCGGCGGGGGGCGGAGAUUGACACCCCCCUUGUGCCAUCCCAGCUGCAUCACUGGUGCUGGGUGUGGCCAUGCCCAGGG
Zootoca vivipara (common lizard) is the source of this 12482-nucleotide messenger RNA. NCBI's taxonomy places the organism in Eukaryota, Metazoa, Chordata, Lepidosauria, Squamata, Lacertidae. The record is from RefSeq and is a predicted model, not a curated record.